This is a messenger RNA of Linum tenue, 2085 nucleotides long. The record is from the annotation of a GenBank genome assembly. Lineage: Eukaryota; Viridiplantae; Streptophyta; Magnoliopsida; Malpighiales; Linaceae.
AUGGCCGGUGGCAGCAAGAGCAGCAGCACCCAGAAACCACCCCGCAACAACAAGGAAGUCGAGACCCUCGCCGUACCAAUUUCAACCCUCUCACUAGCAGCAGUACAAAAUGCCGCCGACAGCAACGACAGCAAUAACCUCGUUCCGAUUGUGUCUUCCUACAACGACCGCAUCCGCCCGCUGCUCGACGCCGUCGACAAGCUCCGCCACCUCAACGUCGCCGCCAAGGAAGGCAUCCAGCUCCCGACCAUCGUCGUCGUCGGCGACCAGUCCUCCGGCAAGUCCAGCGUCCUCGAAUCCCUCGCCGGGAUCAGCCUCCCCCGCGGGCAGGGGAUCUGCACCAGAGUCCCCCUCAUUAUGCGGCUCCACCACCACUCCGCGCCCGCGCCGGAGCUCUAUCUCGAGUACUCCUCCAAUGGGUCGCUGAAAAAAGUCAGCACCGACGAAACCCAUGUCGCCGCUGCCAUCAAUUCCGCCACGGAGGAGAUCGCCGGGGGCGGGAAAGGGAUAUCCAACAAUCCCCUGACUCUGGUGGUCAGAAAGAAUGGAGUUCCCGAUUUGACAAUGGUGGAUCUCCCCGGGAUCACUCGUGUCCCCGUCCACGGCCAGCCGGAGGACAUCUACGAGCAGGUGACCGAAACCAUCAUGGAGUAUAUCAAGCCUGAAGAGAGCAUCAUCCUGAAUGUCCUUUCAGCGACCGUCGAUUUCUCGACCUGCGAGUCCAUCCGGAUGUCACAGAGAGUGGAUAAAACAGGGGACAGGACUCUGGCGGUUGUGACCAAGGUCGAUAAGUCGCCGGAAGGCUUGCUGGAGAAGGUUGCCGCUGACGAUGUGGGAAUCGGGCUUGGAUAUGUAUGCGUCAGGAAUCGGAUUGGAGAAGAGAGUUAUCAGGAUGCCAGAGUUGCAGAGGCGCAGUUGUUUAGCAGCCAUCCCCUGCUUUCCAGGAUAGACAAAUCCAUCGUUGGGGUUCCUGUUUUGGCUCAGAAACUUGUUCAGAUUCAGGCCGCAAUCAUCUCCAGGUGCUUGCCGGAGAUAGUGAAGAAGAUUAACGAAAAAUUGAGUUCCAACAUUGCCGAUCUGAACAAGAUGCCCAAAAGAAUGAAUUCCGUUGGAGAAGCUGUUACAGCAUUCAUGGUAAUCCUGGGCUCGGCAAAGGAAUCCCUAAGGAAACUGAUCGUCAGGGGAGAGUUCGACGAGUACCCUGACGACAAUCAAAUGCACUGCACCGCCAGAUUGUUCGAAAUGCUCGAAAAAUUCGCCUCGCAACUCAACUCGGCUCCAGAGAGCGACCAUUUCAGCAACUUCCUGGCCGACGAGAUCCGCAUCCUGGAGGAGUACAAAGGAAUCUGGCUUCCUGACUUCCUCUCGCAAUCCGCUUUCCUGACCCGGCUGAGCUCCAAGGUGAAGGGCAUCUCAGGAAUUCCCGUCGGGUUCGUCGAGGAAGUGUGGAACUACAUCGAGAACGUCGUAGUCACAGUCAUGACCCAGCGGUGCGAGGAUCACCACCAGCUGCAGCUUUCGACGAGGCGAGCGUGCCACAACCUGAUGGCGAAGAUGAGGGACCGGUCGAUCAAUUGGGUGAUCGAAGUCCUGCAGAUGGAGGAGCUGACGGAUUACACCUGCAACCCUGACUACAUGACCGAGUGGCACAAGCUGAUGUCCGCGAGGUCCGAUUUCCUGAAAUCCGCGAGGGACGGACAUCAGAAUUCUCCCGGAAGCUGCUCGAUUCCGGAGUUCGGAACUGUUUCGGUGGAGGCAGGGGUGAGGAACUCGGCCUGUCUGGAGCAGGCGUACGAUCUGAAGAUGAGGAUCGCGACGUACUGGAAGAUCGUGCUGAGGAGGCUGGUGGAUUCAAUGGCGCUCCACGUGCAGCUGGGCAUGAGGAACCUGGUGGAGAAGGAGCUGGAGAAGGGCGUGGUGGAGGAGCUGAUGGGAAGGCACGGCGGGGCGAUUGAGAAGAUGCUGGAGGAGUCGCCUUCCGUGGCGGCGAAGAGGGAGAAGCUGAACGGGAGCAUCAGGCUGCUGAGGGAGUCUAAGGAUGUUCUGGCUACAGUCAUGGACAGGAUUGCUUCUAGUUCGCUUUGA